GGUGGCUUUUCAAUGCAGCUGGGCAGCUGGAGGGGAGACUCCCGGGCCCCGAGCCCUCCCCACACGCCCUGACCCAGGUGGGCAGGAAGGGCUGGGGGGCACCCCUGGAGGGGAAUCUGCAAAGCAAUGUGUCUGCCUGGCACCGUGCCCCCUUCCGCAGCAGCAGCACCACCGCCGUGCCAUCCCAUAAGCUUUCGAGCACCUGACCGGUGAUGCCAGAAAGCCAGCGCUCUCCGGGGACCAGCGCCCACUCGCCUCUCUCGGCGGCACGGUGCCAGCCGCACGGUGCCCAGCUGAACACAGAGCUGCUUCAGGGCCAGCAAGAACUUCGGUGAGAAGAAGGGGGGGGGUGUUUUCUGGACGCACCCCCGGCAUGUCUGGAGACAGCGAAGAGGUCACCCGCCUCCGCAAGCCACGCUUCUCCUACGAGGAGAACCAGAUCCUCAUCCAAGAGGUGCGGGCCAAUUACGGCAAGCUGUACGGCACCCAGAGCCGGCGGGUGACGGUGGCCGAGCGCCGGCGGGUCUGGGAGGGCAUCGCGGCCAAAAUCAACAGGAUCACCAGCUGGAAACGCACCGGUCAAGAAGUGCAGAAGCGCUGGAAUGACUUCAAGCGGCGCACCAAGGAGAAGCUGGCGAGGGUGCCCCAUUCCACCCAGGGGACGGGCCACGCCGGCGACGAGUCCUUCUCAGCCGAGGAGGAGACCCUCUUUGCCAUCCUGGGGCCCGGUGUGAUGGCGGGCACAGGCCGGGCAGAGCCCAGCCCCAUGCCGAACACCCCAGGGUUUGCUCACAGCUACCGUCUGGCAGCGGAACACGGCACAGGUGAGUUCGGAGGGUGCCAGGUGCGUCUCGAGGGCAGGGAGCCCACGGCCUGAUCGGUUGCAGGCAAA
Messenger RNA from Sphaerodactylus townsendi, 892 nucleotides. RefSeq names its product myb-related transcription factor, partner of profilin-like. Gene Ontology annotation, molecular function: DNA-binding transcription factor activity, RNA polymerase II-specific; RNA polymerase II cis-regulatory region sequence-specific DNA binding. The transcript has a single exon. Lineage: Eukaryota; Metazoa; Chordata; Lepidosauria; Squamata; Sphaerodactylidae. The coding region runs from base 374 to 877 and encodes 167 amino acids. The record is from RefSeq and is a predicted model, not a curated record. Gene Ontology annotation, cellular component: nucleus. Gene Ontology annotation, biological process: regulation of transcription by RNA polymerase II.